AUGGAAGGGAUUAUCUCCAACGGCUCUAAGCUGUCACCCCCGCUCCCUCCCCCAGAUCCUAUCCAGCGCCCCCCAACUCCACCUCCGCCUCCUCCUGCUGAAGACUCAGCCGCUCCGCCGCCGCCGCCAGACGCCGCCGCCCCUCCACCUCCUCCAGAUGAUGCGCGUCCUCCGCCGCCGAUCGAAACUACAAAGAAGAAGCAAGGAUGGGGUGUGAAGAAGCCUGCUGUGACUCCGUUGAGUGUGGAAGAGCUGAUACGCAAGAAGAAAGAAGCAGACGCGGCAACAGCAAAGCCUAAAUUCUUAUCUAAAGCUCAGCGUGAAAAGCUAGCAUUGGAAAAACGAGCUCAAGAGGUCGAGGCAGAGCGACAAGCCAAAGCCCGCGCCAAUGCCGCUGCUCGGGAUGAUUUCACGACCGAUCCAUUGCCGGUGAGCUCUCAAGGACCUAGGAACUCUCGGGAGGAUUCAAAUCGAAAUGUUCCCACCGGCCCGCGAGCGAUGCGCGAUGAGGCUCCAACCGGGCCUGCUGCUAUGCGCAAGGGGGCCAAGCAGUCUAAUCGCGACUCAGACAUGCCUCCCCCACCCAAAACUAAAGGGGAAAAGCGCGUGACGGAAGAGGACGGCGCGGCAGCGCUGGCUGCUCUGACCAAAAACCGAUACAUGGGAGCAGAUCGCAAGCGCACAACGGACCGCAAGUUCAACUUCGAGUGGAAUACUGAGGAGGAUACAAGUGGCGACUACAACCCAAUAUAUCAACAACGACACGAGGCCAACUUCUUUGGCCGGGGACGAUUGGCCGGCUUUGGCGAUCACGUCGCAGAUGAAGUGACACGCAAGUAUGCCGAUGCAUUGAUCACUCGCGACCAAGAGGCUGGCAGCGCGCGUGCCAGUGAAAUUCUUGAAAUGGAACGCCGGCGACGUGAGGAAAGUACCCGCAAUCAGCUGGAUAAGCACUGGAGCGAAAAGCGGUUGGACCUUAUGCGCGAACGAGACUGGCGUAUCUUCAAAGAAGACUUCCAAAUCGCUACCAAAGGUGGCAGUGUACCCAAUCCUAUGCGCUCAUGGGAAGAGAGUCUAUUGCCGAAGCGCCUAUUGGAGCUUGUUGACCGAGUUGGGUACAAAGAGCCCACGCCUAUUCAGCGUGCAGCCAUCCCUAUCGCGAUGCAAUCCCGAGAUCUCAUCGGUGUCGCCGUCACAGGUUCCGGUAAAACAGCAGCGUUCCUCCUCCCCCUCUUGUGUUAUAUCAUUGAGCUACCACGUUUUGACGAAGAUGAAACGCGCAAGAAUGACGGGCCAUAUGCUCUUGUUCUAGCGCCCACGCGUGAAUUGACACAGCAAAUCGAGAUCGAAGUUAAGAAGUUCGCACAGCCUCUUGGAUUCAACGUCGUCAGUCUUGUUGGUGGUCACGCAAUUGAAGAGCAAGCCUACAACCUGCGCAACGGUGCAGAAAUCAUUAUUGCCACACCUGGUCGUCUAGUUGACUUUAUUGAUCGUCGCCUGCUAGUCUUCAGUCAAUGUUGUUAUGUGGUCAUGGACGAAGCUGAUCGUAUGAUCGAUCUUGGCCUCGAAGAUCAGGUCAACAAAAUUCUAGAAGCCCUUCCCGUCACCAACGAAAAGCCCGACUCAGAAGCAGCGGAAGACGCGCGAGCUAUGACCCAACAGCAGUACCGUCAAACCAUGAUGUACACAGCUACCAUGCCUCCCCCGAUUGAGCGCAUCGCGCGCAAAUACCUCCGCCGACCGGCCAUCAUCACUAUCGGUGGUGUCGGCGAAGCCGUCGACACCGUUGAACAACGCGUCGAAAUGAUUUCCGGCGAAGAGAAGCGCAAGAAACGUCUCGCUGAGAUUCUGUCAUCAGGCGAAUUCCGACCUCCAAUCAUGGUAUUCGUCAACAUCAAACGAAACUGCGAUGUUAUUGCCCGUGAUAUCAAGAAAAUGGGCCAUUCGACUGUCACUCUUCACGGAAACAAAACUCAAGACCAGCGUGAGGCCGCCCUAGCCUCCCUGCGCAAUGGUUCAACAGACGUCCUGGUGGCAACCGACCUCGCAGGAAGAGGUAUCGAUGUACCGGACGUCUCGCUUGUCCUUAACUUCAACAUGGCGACUAAUAUCGAGAGCUACACUCACCGUAUCGGUCGUACUGGUCGUGCCGGAAAGAGCGGUGUCGCUAUAACCUUCCUGGGUAGCGAAGACGCCGAAGUCAUGUAUGAUCUCAAACAGAUGCUUAUCAAAUCACCCAUCUCACGGGUCCCCGAGGAACUGCGCAAGCACCCAGCGGCGCAGCAAAAACCCACCCGCGGUGCUGGAGGAAAGAAGAUCGAGGACAGUUCUGGGUUUGGAGGUAAGGGUGGAUGGGCGUAG
Penicillium soppii is the source of this 2361-nucleotide messenger RNA. RefSeq names its product mRNA splicing protein PRP28 (gene prp28). Bases 1 to 2361 code for a protein of 786 amino acids. The record is from RefSeq and is a predicted model, not a curated record. The transcript has 3 exons. NCBI's taxonomy places the organism in Eukaryota, Fungi, Ascomycota, Eurotiomycetes, Eurotiales, Aspergillaceae. Gene Ontology annotation, biological process: mRNA splicing, via spliceosome. Gene Ontology annotation, cellular component: catalytic step 2 spliceosome. Gene Ontology annotation, molecular function: RNA helicase activity; RNA binding; ATP binding.